UUCGCUCUCAAUAAAAAAUUUGUGAUAUAUAUGUACAAAUAUUUAUAAACUUUGUGAUGUAUUUGUAUAAAAAUUUGUGGAGUACAUGUAUAAAUAUUUAUAACUAUUAAAAAAUAUAGGGAAAUUUUACUUUACUCUCGAUAUAAAUUCACCCGGCCCUAACUUGAUAUUUCUGCUUAGAGUAGGGGGGAUUACAUAUCUGAUGAAAUGGUUUGGAUCACACAUCUCCCCACUCUUCUAUGUGACAAGCAUAGCGACAUUUUCUUAAGUCAAAAUCCGGCAUCUCAUAAACGUGCCAAGCAGAUUGACUUAGAUUAACAUUUUGUGUGCGAACUUGUUUCAUAGGGUCACCUAUAUACUCAAUUUGUGAUUCUGUUCAUUUCUCUCCUUUGCACAACUCUCAACCACUCAAUUUUUACUUUUCUUAUUUCUCUCCUACUUUGAACUUGACAAAGUCCACCGAAACGGAGAUAAUGCUAUAAAUAUUCAUGAAAUAUAUACCUCACUUCAAGGGAGUGAUUACACAAAUCUUACCGGAUGCACGAAUGUUAUCUAAGUAGUUACUCCAUAUUUUUUAUAUUUAUUCCUUUACUUCAAAACAAAAAUGCAAUGCAUAGAAGUCUUUUUACAAAGUUUAACUGCAGUCUGAAUUCACUUCUGCUUCUCGUGGGAACAAAACUGGAGCACAUUAUUACUGAAUUAGCCCAAGCUUUCGCAGAAAGAGAAUCAAAGGACGCUUCUGAUGAGUUGUUUUGGUUCAAAAGCCCAAAGCUUGUGCUUCACCUAAUUCACUUCAUUCUGUUCCAGAACUCCUUUGAGAUUGCAUUCUUUUUCUGGAUUGCGUCUACGUACGGCUUUAGAUCAUGCAUCAUGGAAAGAUUGGAUUUCAGUGUUUCACUAUCCCGAAGCUUGUAAUGGGGUUGAUUGUUCAAGUUCUCUGCAGCUACAGUACAUUCCCUUUAUAUGCUUUAGUUACCCAGAUGGGGAGUAGUUUUAAACAAGGGAUGUUCGACCAACACACACACGCAACUCUCGUUGACUGGGCCCAAGGAUCAAAAACGGGUUCAACGGCCCAUUUAAGAACACUCCCAUUUGAAGGCGUUGCCGUAUCUGAAAGGCCCGCAAUCCGAAAAUGCCUCUCAUCAGCAAUUCCGCUCUCUCGUUAAAAGAAAAUGCAGCGGUUUCUUUUGGAGAAAACGGCAGUUUGGACCUUAGCCGCUAUUAACCAAACGGAGCCAUUAAAUACUAUCUUUGUUCCUGAAAUUAGUCCCAAAACUUAAACUUGUAUUAGUUCUUUGUUCUUAAGCACCUAAUUACAUAUUACUUAAGCUAAUAUCAAGCCUUAGGGAGAAAAUUAAUAAAACGUGAAUUCCCAUGUUUU
Molecule: messenger RNA, 1381 nt
Organism: Cuscuta europaea
Lineage: Eukaryota; Viridiplantae; Streptophyta; Magnoliopsida; Solanales; Convolvulaceae
Source: the annotation of a GenBank genome assembly